UUGCGGUGAAAGUCGUGGCCUUAUUCCUAUAAAUAUAUUACAUCAAAUUAUUACGUGCUGUUUAAAAUGGUGUUGGCAUUAAUUGGCUCCCUGGAGGAGCUAAUAGAUCAGUACAAAAUCAAUCUAAUUCAAGCGAUUUUCAUAAUUUUUAUUAUCACGAUCGUUUUGCUGGGCAGUUUGAUGACCCUUGUGGAAUCCCACCUGCCAAAUAGCAUACGUCAAUCAUUUCGUUAUGGCAAACAUAGUCACAAGGGCGAAACGGAUACUCUGGUGAAUUACUUGGAAGUUCCCAAGGCCUGGUUUAGCCACUUUUAUGUAUUUGCCUUCGGCUGGUCGCUAUUGGCGCUCUAUCUAAUCACCAGCGCCAUUUGGAAUCAAGCAACAGCGCCGGAGUAUGUGCUUCGCUUUCUGGACUUCAUGUGUGGUGGUCGCAGUCAGCGCCAGGUGCAAGUGGACUCCAACACCGCUCUGAUAGGCACUUCGCUGCUUAGUUUGCAGUGCGUGCGUCGCUUCUACGAGACGAACUUUGUGCAGAUCUUCUCCAAGCGCAGUAAGAUGAAUCUGUCACACUAUGCCGUGGGUUUUAUACAUUAUUUCGGAGCCAUUGUCGCUCUGCUGGCCAACACGGCUGGCUUUGUGAGGGGGUCAAAGCCAUCACCCUUUACGCUCUCUAAGAUCAGUCUGCUCCAAACAGCCUAUGUGCUCGUCUUCCUCUUCGCAUGGCUUCAACAAUAUUCAAGCAAUAUGUUGCUUGUGAAUCUGCGCAAGAAUGCCAAGACGGGCGCCGUGCAAACCGAGGAGCACUUGAUGCCCAAGGGCGGUUGGUUCAAUUGGAUAUCUUCUCCCCACAUGUUCUUCGAAGUGGUCAUGUACUACUGUCUCGCGGAUCUUUUUACACCAAUCAUCACUUGGAAACUGAUCUUCAUCUGGGUGGCCAGCAAUCAGACGAUCAAUGCCCUGCUCACCCAUCAAUGGUACAAAGAGAACUUCAAGGACUACCCCAAGAGGCGACAUGCCAUCAUACCAUUCUUGCUGUAAAAUUAAUUACGAAUCAUUUUUAAUUU
This is a messenger RNA of Drosophila arizonae, 1064 nucleotides long. RefSeq names its product polyprenal reductase. Gene Ontology annotation, molecular function: 3-oxo-5-alpha-steroid 4-dehydrogenase activity. Lineage: Eukaryota; Metazoa; Arthropoda; Insecta; Diptera; Drosophilidae. The record is from RefSeq and is a predicted model, not a curated record. Gene Ontology annotation, biological process: dolichol-linked oligosaccharide biosynthetic process; polyprenol catabolic process. Gene Ontology annotation, cellular component: endoplasmic reticulum.